Emiliania huxleyi CCMP1516 is the source of this 1353-nucleotide messenger RNA. RefSeq lists its product as hypothetical. The record is from RefSeq and is a predicted model, not a curated record. Gene Ontology annotation, cellular component: membrane. NCBI's taxonomy places the organism in Eukaryota, Haptophyta, Isochrysidales, Noelaerhabdaceae. Gene Ontology annotation, biological process: proton transmembrane transport; regulation of pH; sodium ion transport. The annotation marks the transcript as partial. The transcript is spliced from 8 exons. Gene Ontology annotation, molecular function: sodium:proton antiporter activity.
CUUGUUCCACCGCCCUUCAUGACACCGCCGCCGCUGUACCCUCCGCCGCCGAUCGUGCCUCCUUCGCCGCCGAGCCACCCUCCCUCGCCGCCCGGGCCCGAGGCCACCGCGCUCGACAUCUCCCUCAUCGUCGCCGUCCUCCUCGCGGCGCUGCUGCUGCAGCAGGCGCUCAAGUCGACCCGCAUCGCGUCGCAAGUGGUGACCGGCUCCGGCCUGUGCAUGCUCCUCGGCGCUGGCGUCAACCUCCUCCUCUUCUUCUUCUCUCAGCAGAGCGCCGACCUGCUGCCGGUCGCCGGCCAGCUAUCGCUCGACACCGAGGCCUCCGGCUCACUCGCGCACGACGUCAUCUACUUUGGCCUGCUGCCGCCCAUCAUCUUUGAGGCGGGCUUCCACAUGCGCAAACGGACCUUCUUUGCAAACUUCUUCACCAUUGCGGGCUACGCCGUCGGCGGCACGCUCAUCGCGCUGCUCACGACCGGCUCCCUCGUCUACCUCCUCUCCUCCGCCUCUGCCACCUCGACCCGCUUCACGCUGGCGCAGGCGAUGGUCUUUGGCUCGCUCAUCUCAUCCACAGACCCCGUCGCCACCCUCGGCAUCCUCAAGCACGUGCGCGCCGCGCCGCUCCUGCACGACCUCAUCUUUGGCGAGUCGGCGCUCAACGAUGCCCUCUCGAUCGUCCUCUUCAACGUGUUCUUCGCGUACACAAAGUCGCCGCUCGCCGACCAGUCCGACGCGGGCGUCGCGCGCGCGAUCGGGUGGGUGCUCACCGACGUGCUGCGCGCGCUGGCCGGCUCCGUCUCGCUCGGCCUCGCCCUCGCUCUCGCGUGCGCGUACCUCACGCGCCGGCUCAAGGCGCUGCACGGCACGCCGCGCGCCGCUUCGCAUGCGCUCGAGCUCGCGUUGCUGCUCGGCUUUGCGCUGCUCGCCUUCACCUUCUCGGAGCGGUGCGGCGUGUCGGGCGUCAUGGCGCUCUUCUUCUGCGCCGUGGCGAUGCGGCACUACACGUACUACAACCUGAGCAAGGUUGCGCAGCACUCCGCGUCGGUCCUCUUCACCACCCUCUCCGAGGUGUCCGAGGCGUCGCUCGCCGUCCUCCUCGGCGUCGCGGCGGUCGACUACGUCGUCAAGGGCCUCCAAGCUGACGACGCGCCGCCCGCCCACACCCACGGCGGCAUCAUCCAGACCUUCAGCAUCUGGGACCUGCCCCUACUCGCGCUGGGCGUGCCCAUCCUGCUGCUCGCGCGCGCGCUCAACGUCUUCUCCAUCUCGGCGCUCGCCAACCUCGGCCGGCCGCCGCAUCUCCGCAUCUCGCUGCGGAUGCAGGUGGUGAUGUGGUUCGCGGGCAUGCGUGGC